Molecule: messenger RNA, 1326 nt
Organism: Impatiens glandulifera
Lineage: Eukaryota; Viridiplantae; Streptophyta; Magnoliopsida; Ericales; Balsaminaceae
Product: E3 ubiquitin-protein ligase SINAT5-like
Exons: 3
Coding region: 284-1297 (337 amino acids)
Biological process (GO): multicellular organism development; ubiquitin-dependent protein catabolic process
Cellular component (GO): cytoplasm
Molecular function (GO): zinc ion binding; protein binding; ubiquitin protein ligase activity
Source: RefSeq, a predicted model, not a curated record
AGGGGGAAGAAAAGAACCUCCUUUUUCCCUAAAAAAAAAAAUCAAAAUUUCUUGUUUUUUACAGGUUUCCCCGUUCGUUAAUUUGUUCUUUCUUGUGAAUCGAUCCAUCGAUCGUGGAUUGCUUAAAUUGUCUACCUAUCCGCUGCUAGAUCUUUGGCCAUUUUUUUCUUUUUUCUUUUGAUUCUUCUUUUCUUUAGACCAUUUCUCGAAAGAAAGAAAGAAAGAAAAAGAAAGAAAGAAGAAGAUAAAUUAACAUUCGAGUGCGCAUAUAUAUCGUGUUUGAAUGGACGUGGAGUGUAUAUCGCCUUCUAAUGGCAUUGAAGAUGAGGAGAUCCCAUCUCAUCAUCAUCACCAUCAUCAUCAAUUUUCUUCAUCCAAGCCCCGCAACAACCCUGUCUCAACCACCGGCAAUUCUCCGGCCACCAGCGUUCAUGAAUUGCUCGAGUGUCCUGUUUGCACCAAUUCUAUGUACCCUCCAAUCCAUCAGUGUCACAAUGGGCAUACACUUUGUUCAACCUGUAAAGGAAAAGUGCAUAACCGAUGUCCAACUUGCCGGCAAGAACUGGGUGAUAUCCGAUGCCUUGCUCUUGAGAAGGUAGCAGAAGCACUCGAACUUCCCUGUAAAUACUACUCACUUGGAUGUCCAGAGAUAUUCCCAUAUUACAGUAAAUUGAAGCACGAAGCGGUUUGCAAUUUCAGACCAUAUAACUGUCCAUACGCCGGUUCAGAAUGCUCUGUAAAUGGAGACAUACCUUUUCUAGUUACCCAUUUGAGAGACGAUCACAAAGUUGAUAUGCAUACAGGUUGCACUUUUAAUCAUCGUUAUGUUAAAUCCAAUCCUCGUGAAGUUGACAAUGCAACCUGGAUGCUCACAGUAUUCCAUUGCUUUGGGCAAUAUUUCUGUUUGCAUUUUGAAGCAUUCCAGCUGGGAAAGGCUCCAGUUUACAUGGCGUUUGUACGUUUCAUGGGUGAUGAAGGAGAUGCACGCAACUAUAGCUACAGUUUGGAGGUUGGGGCGAAUGGUAGAAAGCUGACAUGGGAAGGAACGCCGAGAAGUGUAAGGGACAGUCAUAAGAAGGUUAGGGACAGCCAUGAUGGUCUCAUAAUCCAACGCAAUAUGGCGCUUUUCUUCUCCGGCGGUGACAGGAAAGAGCUCAAGCUUAGAGUUACAGGCAGAAUAUGGAAGGAACACCACCAAAACUCAGAUAAUAACAUUGCUGCUUCUGCUGUUGCUGCUGCUGCUGCUCUUUCCAUUCCAAACCCCACCUCCCUCCUCUCAUCUACUACACAAAUCUAAUUAAACACACACCAUUCUUUUAGUUUUCA